GUUUGGAGGUAGGCAGGGAUGUUUCCCUAAGUACAUUUAAUAGAACAGUUAAAGGAUUUUUGCUUUCCUUUCCUUCCCUAUUACAUCUUCCAUUAGGCGAUUUCAGGACAGCUGGUAGUAUCCACUGUACUUUGUAGCUGCCCCUCUAAAUUGAGAUUCUUCCUUGGGACAACCAUAUAAAAGUUGUCUUUGAGCAUAAGACUUUUAUUAAGAGUAGGGGUGAGGGAAGAUAAGGCUAAGAGAGAAAGGCUUACCAUUUCUUUACUUGGUUUUAGGACAUGGCUUACCUAAUGGUAGAAAAAUUGGCUGACAAGAGCGAGCGGUGAGGAGUGAUGGGCUCAAUCCAUCUCUUUUUAUGUUUUUGAAGUUAUGAAUCUUUUGGGGAGAGUUCUAAACAUGCAGUAUCAAUGCUGAUGGGAUAAGAUCCAAUAUGAAUGUGAAUGAUGUUGGAGGAAGACGACGCUUUGAGGACAGUGAACAUACAUUACAUAUUUAUCCUGGGACAAUUUCAGAAGGCACCAUCUACUGUCCGGUCCCAGCCAGAAAAAACUCAAGUGCUGCUGAGGUGAUAGAUGCUCUUAUUAAUAGACUUAAGCUUGACAAAACAAAAUGUUAUGUUCUAGCCGAAGUGAAAGAAUUUGGUGGGGAAGAAUGGAUACUCAAUCCAACAGACUGUCCGGUUCAGCGAAUGAUGAUGUGGCCACGGAUGGCCUUAGAAAACAAGUUGAGUGGAGAGGAUUACCGAUUCCUUUUGAGAGAGAAAAAUCUCGAUGGCUCAAUUCAUUAUGGCAGUCUUCAGUCAUGGCUCCGUGUUACAGAAGAGCGUCGGAGGAUGAUGGAACGAGGUUUCCUUCCCCAGCCACAGCAAAAGGAUUAUGAUGAUUUAUGUAGUUUACCUGAUUUAAAUGAGAAAACACUUCUGGAAAACCUCCGAAACCGCUUUAAGCAAGAAAAAAUUUAUACUUAUGUUGGUAGCAUUCUAAUAGUCAUUAAUCCAUUUAAAUUUCUUCCUAUUUACAAUCCUAAAUAUGUCAAAAUGUAUGAUAAUCAUCAACUGGGAAAGCUUGAACCCCACAUUUAUGCUGUGGCAGAUGUAGCUUAUCAUGCUAUGCUUCAGCGCAAAAAGAACCAGUGCAUUGUUAUUUCAGGGGAAAGUGGUUCUGGGAAGACACAGAGUACAAACUUUCUCAUUCACCAUCUUACAGCUCUUAGCCAGAAGGGAUUUGCCAGUGGAGUAGAACAGAUAAUUCUUGGAGCUGGACCAGUACUUGAGGCUUUUGGAAAUGCAAAGACAGCACAUAAUAACAACUCAAGUCGCUUUGGCAAAUUUAUUCAAGUAAAUUACCAGGAGACAGGAACUGUUCGAGGAGCUUAUGUUGAAAAAUAUCUGUUAGAGAAAUCUAGACUCGUCUAUCAAGAACACAAUGAGCGGAACUACCAUGUGUUCUAUUACUUACUGGCAGGAGCAAGUGAAGAGGAGAGGGCAGCAUUCCACCUUAAGCAGCCUGAGGAGUAUCAUUACCUCAACCAGAUGACAAAGAAACCCCUCAGACAGAGCUGGGAUGAUUAUUACUAUGACUCUGAGCCGCAGGAUUGUUCAUCUGUUGAUGGAGAAGAUUUGAAGCAUGAUUUUGAACGACUACAGCUGGCAAUGGAAAUGGUGGGAUUUCUUCCCAAGACUCGUAGACAGAUUUUCUCUCUUCUCUCAGCAAUAUUACAUUUGGGUAAUAUCUGUUACAAAAAGAAGACAUAUCGAGAUGAUUCCAUAGAUAUCUGUAAUCCUGAAAUAUUGCCAAUUGUUUCAGAAUUACUAGAAGUGAAAGAAGAGAUGCUAUUUGAAGCAUUGGUUACUAGGAAGACUGUGACUGUGGGUGAGAAGCUUAUUUUACCAUAUAAACAGGCAGAGGCUGUGACUGUCAGAAACUCCAUGGCAAAAUCUUUAUAUAGUGCCCUUUUUGACUGGAUAGUUUUUCGAAUUAACCAUGCACUUUUGAACACCAAGGAUUUGGAAGAGAAUACCAAGACGUUGUCCAUUGGAGUACUCGAUAUAUUUGGAUUUGAAGAUUAUGAAAGCAACAGCUUUGAACAAUUUUGUAUUAACUUUGCUAAUGAACGUUUGCAGCACUACUUUAAUCAACAUAUCUUUAAACUAGAGCAGGAGGAAUAUAGAACUGAAGGUAUCAGCUGGCACAACAUAGACUAUAUUGAUAAUAGUGGCUGCAUAAAUCUCAUUAGCAAGAAACCAACAGGACUCCUUCACCUGCUGGACGAAGAAAGCAAUUUUCCGCAAGCUACAAACCAGACGUUAUUGGACAAGUUCAAGCACCAGCAUGAGGGGAAUUCUUAUAUUGAAUUUCCAGCAGUGAUGGAGCCUGCCUUUAUCAUAAAGCAUUAUGCUGGAAAAGUGAAGUAUGGUGUAAAGGAUUUCCGAGAGAAAAAUACAGAUCACAUGCGUCCAGAUAUUGUAGCUCUUCUACGAAGUAGCAAAAAUGCCUUUAUUUGUGGAAUGAUAGGAAUUGAUCCAGUGGCUGUUUUUCGCUGGGCAGUUCUUCGAGCUUUUUUUAGAGCCCUAGUUGCAUUCAGGGAGGCUGGAAAGAGAUAUGUUCAAAAGAAAAUUGGGAAUGAUGAUGCAGUACCAUGUGCAGUUUUGAAAAGUGUGGAUAGUUUUAGCUUUCUCCAUCACCCAGUUCAUCAGAGGAGCUUAGAGAUUCUUCAGAGAUGCAAGGAGGAGAAGUACAGUAUAACUAGGAAAAGCCCCAGAACACCUCUUUCUGAUCUUCAAGGCGUGAACACUUUUAAUGAGAAAAGCCAACGUGAUACAUUUGGCAUUGACUGGAGUGGCAGAACUGGCAUCAGACAGAGCAGAUUGUCAAGUUCUAGCUCCUUACUGGAUAAAGAUGGAAUAUUUAUUAAUUCAACUAACAGCAAGCUUCUGGAGAGGGCGCAUGGCAUUCUCAUGAGAAAUAAGAACUUUAAACCUAAACCUGCUCUUCCAAAGCACUUGCUAGAGGUAAAGUCUUUAAAGCACCUGACCAACCUGACUCUGCAGGAUCGCAUUACUAAGUCUCUCCUUCAUCUGCACAAGAAGAAGAAGCCUCCUAGCAUAAGUGCCCAGUUUCAGGUAUCCCUGAACAAAUUGAUGGCUACACUUGGUCAAGCAGAACCAUAUUUUGUCAAGUGCAUUCGGUCUAAUGCUGAAAAGCUUCCUUUAAGAUUCAGUGAUCCAUUGGUACUUAGACAACUGCGUUACACAGGGAUGCUGGAAACAGUUCGAAUUCGGCAAUCAGGAUACAGCUGCAGAUAUUCUUUCCAGGAUUUUGUGGACCAUUUCCAUGUUCUUCUCCAGCGUGACACUGUUCCUUCAAAAUAUAACAUCCAAGAUUUCUUCAGGAAAAUAAAGCUUAGUCCUGAUAAUUAUCAAGUUGGAAAAUCCAUGGUGUUCCUUAAAGAACGGGAGCGGCAGCACUUACAAGACUUGCUGCAUCAAGAAGUGCUCCAGCGGAUCAUACUAUUGCAGCGAUGGUUCCGGGCCGUGCUUUCUAGACAACAUUUCCUCCAUAUGAGACAAGCGGUCAUUAUCCUGCAGCGAGCUUGGCGAAAUUACUUGUGUGAGAAGCAUGGUGAAGGCAGAGCUGUCCAAGAUGAUGCACUGGUUGUGAAUAAUGCCGCAACUGUUCUCCAGGCUGCUUGGCGGGCUUACUGGGGGAGGCAAAAAUACCUGCAGAUACGAACCGCAGCCUCCAUCAUUCAAGAGACUUGGCGGGAUUACUGCAGACGAAGGCAUGCUGCAGCUACCUGCAUACAGGCAAGAUGGAGAGGCUACUGGAAAAGCAAACUGUACAAGGAACAAAGAAACAAAAUUAUCCUGUUACAGGCAGCGUGCCGAGGAUUCAGAGCUAGGCAAAGAUUUAGAUCUUUGAAAGAACAACGAUUAAAAGAAGCUAAAUUGAAAAACGGAUUAGCUAUUAAAGAAAAUAAUCUAGAAAUUUGGGGUUCAGACCCUUCCAAAUGGGAAGAUGGAUCAUUUGAAGAAAGAAUGAAAGCUGUAGAAGAAUACAAAUAUGUGAUAGAAAAUAAUCGAAUCAGCCAUAGCAAUUCAGUGGACAUCUCUGGAGAUUUAGCAUGCAAAGGACAGGAAAAGACUAUUAGCCAAAGUACCAUAGAUUUGGAGCAAGAUGUAAUUGUAAGACAGAGGCGCAAGUCAUUGGAGGACCUUAGUCCAAAAAAAGUAGGACGGGCAAAAAGAGAGAGUCGCAGAAUGCGUGAGUUGGAGCAAGCAAUAUUUAGUUUGGAAUUGCUGAAGGUACGGGGUGGAAUGUCUCCUUCAGAAGAGCGUAGAUGGUCCACAGAAUUGAUUUCUGAGGGCCUACAAUCAUCACAAGGAACCCCUGAGAGUGAAAGUUCUCAGGGGAGCUUGGAACUCUUGAGUUUUGAGGACAAUCCAAAAAACAAACUAGAGGCAGUGUUUUCAAAUGAGGGAGACUUACAGAUCCCUUCAUCUAAGGCACAGAAAGCUUUACCCUGUGAUCCAAAUUUUGAUUUACAAAAAAAUGUCCCCAUCAUAUCAGAUGAGAGUAGUAGUUUAUUAAUUAGAAAGAGGACACCUUCCAGUUCAGAGUUUUCAGAGAACGUUGUCAUAAAAGACAGGAUGGACUGUGAUUCUCAGACCAUUACCUGUAAGCCACAAUUCAGAGAGCCCUUCAUCCCAAAUAGCCUUCCAACAUUCUAUAUACCCCCACAAGAUCACACAAAAGUAAGCUCUGAACUUGGGGCAAGUACUUUGAAAAACAUAAUUUUGGAAAGUGAAGAAAAGCCAGAGAUAGCUUUUACCUUGGACACAAACAAAGAAAGCAGAAAAUGCCACUUGGUUGAGGAAAGCAGAACAGCUGCUACUGCUUCCAUGAAAAAUACUUACUUUUCUAAUACUGUGCUUAAGAAGUUAGAAAGACUAAACAUGGAAAAAGAAGAAAGACAAAAGCAGUUGCAGCAGCAAAAUGAAAAGGAAAUGAUGGAACAGAUUCGUCAACAGAAGGACAUUCUGGAAAAGGAGCGAAAAGCCUUCCAAAAUUUAGAGACACCAUGGAAAACAGGAGAGUCUUUGCUAACAAGAUCUAUCAGGCCAUCAAAGCAAACAAUUGAAAGGCCACAGUCUCUCUUCAUAAAUCCUACAAACAAGGAAGAACGGAAUGUUCCAGGACCUUUGUCUGUAACUAUUAAAGGUCUCACUGUUACUCCAAAAGGAAAUACUCCUGAUCAGCCAGUUCAAAAGGACCGGCCUGUCAGUAUGUUCUUUGAAGAUCAAGAAAGCCAAAGGCAACCCGGUCUUUCACAGGUCAGGACUGAUGGGUGGAAGACUAAACUGAAUGGAACUUCCCAGGAGCUGCAUUCCCAGGAAGGAAGGACCAAAGCUAUUUUCUUCACACCAAAAGAACAUUUGGGUCUCUCACAUAAGGAAUAUUUAAGCCAUGGAAAUAAUCAAUUCCACACAAGAGGUGAACCAUCUAGGAAGCCUAUGAAAUUGACUGGGCCCGGCAGAGGAGAGCAGGUUGCCAGACCGGCCCAUAAAAAGAAAGCUCGCAUGGCGCGGACGCGCUCCGAUUUCUUGACUAGAGGUACUUUUGCUGAUGGGGAGGGGGAUACAGAGGAAGAUGAUUACGAUGACAUUAUUGAGCCCCUUCUAUCCCCUCACCAAGCUUCUCACCCUGAGCCAGGGCCUUCAGCAAGCCUGGGGCAGGCCUAUCACAGUGACUCGGAAAUGACUUUGCAGCGUUUUGCUUCAGCAGAAGGCCAAACAAAGCUUCAUAAAACUAUGUCCCAGGGAGAGAUUACAGAGUUAACAGCUGUACAGAAGACUUCUGUUCCUGAUGGAAGACCUCAAAGAGCAAAGAUGAAAUUCUGGGCAAAAGGGAAACAUGGGGAUAAGAAGUCUUCUAGAGAAAAGCUUGCUACCCAGUCAGAGUUGUUAGAGUUUUCUGUUGAUUCAGAGACAGGGAGCAUUGAUAUGUUUUCUGCCCACCAUCAUCCUGAAGAAAUAGGGCUCCAUAACCCAACUCCCCCUAGGAGCCCAGAUCUAUCUGGAAACUUUAAGAAGGAAUUCAAAGAAAACAAAGACCCUUCUCCAAAGGCAAAGCGCAAGCGCAGUGUGAAAAUAACUAAUGUUGCACUGGAGUCUGUCCAGUGGCAAAAUGACUCUGUCCCAAUCAUAACAAGGGCCAGCGACUUGAAGAGCAUGGAUGAGUUUCUUCUUAAAAAGAUGAAUGACUUGGAUAAUGAGGACAGCAAGAAGGAUACAUUAGUGGAUGUUAUGUUUAAAAAAGCGCUGAAAGAAUUUAGGCAAAACAUCUUCAGCUCUUAUUCAUCUGCAUUGGCAAUGGAUGAAGGGAAAAGCAUCCGGUACAAAGAUCUGUAUGCACUGUUUGAGCAGAUUCUAGAGAAGACCAUGAGACUUGAGCAACGAGACUGGAGUGAAUCCCCUGUCAAAGUUUGGGUUAAUACUUUUAAAGUCUUCCUGGAUGAAUAUGUGACUGAAUUCAAGCUUUUGGAUUGUAUUACAACAAAGGUACCAAAAACAGAAAGAAAGAAAAGAAGGAAAAAAGAAACUGAUUUUGUGGAAGAACAUAAUGGGCACAUUUUUAAAGCCACCCAGUAUAGUAUCCCUACCUACUGUGAGUACUGUUCUUCCCUCAUAUGGAUAAUGGACAGAGCUUCUGUUUGCAAAUUAUGCAAGUAUGCUUGCCAUAAGAAGUGCUGUUUGAAAACGACAGCCAAGUGCUCUAAAAAGUAUGAUCCAGAACUUUCAUCUCGGCAGUUUGGGGUUGAACUAUCCCGAUUAACCAGUGAAGAAAGAACCGUUCCACUAGUGGUAGAGAAGCUUAUAAACUAUAUUGAAAUGCAUGGACUUUACACAGAGGGUAUUUACCGAAAAUCUGGCUUAACUAAUAAAGUUAAGGAACUUCGUCAAGGUCUAGAUACCGAUAUUGAUAGUGUGAAUCUAGAUGACUACAAUAUUCAUGUCAUUGCCAGUGUGUUCAAACAGUGGCUUCGAGAAUUGCCUAAUCCUCUCAUGACUUUUGAACUCUAUGAGGAAUUUUUGAGAGCUAUGGGUCUUCAAGAGAGAAAAGAGACUAUCCAUGGUGUGUAUUCUGUGAUUGAUCAGCUCUCCCGAACACAUCUUAACACUCUUGAACGCCUAAUCUUUCAUCUGGUCAGGAUUGCACUUCAAGAAGACACCAACCGCAUGUCUGCUAAUGCCUUAGCCAUUGUGUUUGCUCCUUGUAUUCUCCGUUGCCCAGACACAACUGAUCCACUGCAGAGUGUGCAGGAUAUCAGCAAAACAACCACCUGUGUGGAGCUAAUUAUUGUGGAACAGAUGAAUAAAUAUAAGGCCCGUCUCAAAGACAUCAACAGCUUGGAGUUUGCUGAGAACAAGGCCAAGACCAGGCUGUCCCUGAUCCGACGAUCAAUGAAACCUGUACUCAUUGCAGUUAGAUUUAUGAGCAUAACCCGCAAUCCAAUCCCGGGCAAAGGGCGUAUUCGUAAGGGAAACUACCCAAGCCCAUCAUCUCCAGUUGCAGUCCGACUGCCCUCCAUGUCUGAAGUCCCAGAAGAACCUGUGACUAAUGAGGAGGCAAUAGAGAUGGAUGUCACAGAGCAACAGCAGGCAGCCAUGCAGCAGGAAGAGAGAGUGUUGACUGAGCAGAUUGAGAACUUGCAGAAAGAAAAGGAAGAAUUAACAUUUGAGAUGCUUGCCUUGGAGCCCCGGGCUUCCGAUGAUGAAACACUGGAGUCUGAAGCCUCUAUUGGGACUGCUGAUAGCUCCGAGAAUUUGAACUUUGAUUCGGAAGGAGCUUUCUCUGAUAAAACAGAGAGAAGUUUAGCACUUAGCUCUCUGAAAUCUUCCAAGACUGAAUCAUCAACAAAGUUGCGAAGGCAGUUGAAAAAACAACAAGAAUCUCUAGAUUCAACGGAUUCUGCUGCCUCUUCCCUGUCUUCAUACAAUACAGUCUUUUCUCAUGGGACCAGAAAGCGGUUUCAGAUCCAUUCCAAAUCACCCUUCUACCGAGCUGCUUCAGUUGGCGAGACCACCGAGUCCCGUCUAUCAGUGGAAGGUUCCCUGUGCCAGGCCAGGAUCCUGGAAGACAGGCCUCAGUUUAUUAGCAGAGGCACAUUCAACUCUGCAAAGGGCAAACAAAAACUCAAGAAUGUGAAAAACUCACCCCAAAAAACCAAAGACCUUCCUGAGGGGACAUUAGGGGCAAAUCCCAAGAGAAAUGUGGACCCUGACUGUGGCGCUCCCCAGCAGCAGAUUGUUUAUGGGAACAACGAAUACAUGGUCUAAUCUGGCUGGCACAGGUCCCCUUGUCGCGAGGUUUUUCCCAUCACUAAGCUCUCCUGGAGCCGUCCGUCACAGGCAGCAGCAGCCAGCAGCCAGCAGCCAGCCUGCCUCCUGCCUGAGCAUUGCCUCUUGCUGGGAGAGUGGGAUGGAGAAGCCAGACGGACUUAGCUGUUUUUAGUUUGGGGAGAACCCAAGGACCUACCAGGAUUGGUUUUUUUGAACUGAGGUCCAAAAAACUGCGGGAAAGCUUGACCAGUUACUACCCCUGCGGUGCUUUGUCCUUGCCUCUUCUCCAUUCCUCAUUCAGCUUCCACUGUCUGAGGUGGCCCGGGAGGCAAAGAUCACAAAGGCAGGAAACGUGGUGUUGUGAGCCUGUUGGACCUUUAAGAAACAGGUUCAUUCUUCUUGACCCUAAAGGCAAAGGCUGUAGACUUUGGUUAUUUGGGGGUUACUUAGAAGCUGCAACUGAUUUAAACUUUUCCAAGAACUUAAAACAAAAAAAUGGAGCCCUUCACUCCACACUAUUUAUAAUGCACUCCACAUUGUUGUCAAGUGAAAAUUAAAAAGCUCUUGUUUCCAUUAAGCAA
Sarcophilus harrisii (Tasmanian devil) is the source of this 8922-nucleotide messenger RNA. It is a transcript of the gene MYO9A, whose product is annotated as myosin IXA. Gene Ontology annotation, cellular component: myosin complex. Gene Ontology annotation, biological process: positive regulation of GTPase activity; intracellular signal transduction. Lineage: Eukaryota; Metazoa; Chordata; Mammalia; Dasyuromorphia; Dasyuridae. The transcript has 44 exons. Gene Ontology annotation, molecular function: GTPase activator activity; ATP binding; protein binding. The record is from RefSeq and is a predicted model, not a curated record. Bases 431 to 8338 code for a protein of 2635 amino acids.